UCGACAACUCUGCUUCCAGCUCUGCGAAAGAUUACAUCCCCCAAAUAAAUACGGAAUAGCUCUGCAGGUGCCGAGGCUGGGGGCGGCAGGUGGGGACACCGCGCUGUCCCUUGUCCCGCAGCGGGCGGGCACCGGGAGGAAGGAGAGGAGGAGGAGGAGGAGCAGAGGAGGAGUCAGUGCCGCCUGUCCAGCAGCGCUCCCGGCUCGGGCAGAGCAGGUGAAGGGGCCGCCGGCCAUGGAGGGGCUGAGGCAGCGCUGCCCGCUGCCCCCCGCUGCCCAGGGCUGCCCCCGGCCCGGCCGCGGCGCCGCGCUGCUGGUGCUGACCCUGCUGGUGCUGAUGUACCCCCUGCUCCAGGGCCUGGCUCUGCGGCUGCACUCGGCUCUCACGGGCAGCUCCAUCCCGGGGACUCACUCCAUCGCCCUCAUCGCCUGCCUCAACGAGCACGUGGCCAGGGACAUCGCCAGGGCCAUCAUGGAUAAGAAACUGGCUGCCUACGUGAACAUCCUGCCCAAGAGCUCGGCCUUGUAUUUCUGGAAAGGGGAACUGGAAGAAUCCACUGAAGUACUGCUGCUGGUGAAAACGAGGACGUCCAAAAUAGGGGAAUUGUCCAACUACGUCAGAUCCAUCCAUCCCUUUGAAAUCCCCGGCAUCAUCAGCCUGCCUAUCGACCAAGGAAACCCGCUCUACCUCCAAUGGAUCGCGGAGAACGUCCCGCGGGACUGACAAGCGCUGAGCGCAGCUCGUUUUUGGGGAGACCGGGACCCUGCUGAGCCGCGCCCGAGCCGCCUUUUACCUUCUCGGGUUUGCUGCGACACAGGAGCUUGGGAGUGGGAAACCUCCCCUCCCCGGCCUGCCCCGGGAGCUGCAGGCUGAGCUGGGGAUGAGGAUACGCGGAGAUGCUCCUGUCGCGACACUCGGGGCUGCCUCGGGCUGUCAGCAGCGAAUUCCAGCAGGGAGCGGUGGCCGGGCAGUGCCGUGUGUCCCACAGGCAGCUCUGCAUCCUGCCUGGCCCCCGCAUCCCUGCAGGAUGUGGCCGGGCACCCCCCGCCUCCCCUGGAGCCCUGCCGAGUCCCAGGGAGCAGAAAAGAGCAGCAAACGCCGCGAGGAUUCAGCAGGAGCCACCAGCAGCAGAUUCUGGCCUGUCACUAAGAGCUGGGGGACAUCCACGGCCAGCUCAGGGAACCCAAGUGCCACAGGACCACGGCACUGCCCUGGCCCUGCAUCCCACCCCCACCUGAGCAGAGGCUUUCUGCCCAGCCAAGCUGAACCUUGUAAAAAAGAUCCUUAUGUUAAAGGUUUAUAGGAUAUACCUUCUGGAACGUUUUUGUGUUAUUUAUGUGACUGGGAAGAGA
This is a messenger RNA of Ficedula albicollis (Collared flycatcher), 1353 nucleotides long. RefSeq names its product cutA divalent cation tolerance homolog (E. coli) (gene CUTA). Gene Ontology annotation, molecular function: copper ion binding. Gene Ontology annotation, biological process: response to metal ion. NCBI's taxonomy places the organism in Eukaryota, Metazoa, Chordata, Aves, Passeriformes, Muscicapidae. The record is from RefSeq and is a predicted model, not a curated record. Bases 236 to 724 code for a protein of 162 amino acids. The transcript has 7 exons.